ACAAAGACUGGAGUUUUUAAGAUGGACUUUUUUUGUGGUGAAUGGGGGAGUUUGUACUUUUACAUUUUAUUUUAUGUAUAGAGGAGAUAAAUUAAAGCAUAUAUCAUUUCUACUAGAAUAAAACUCUGUAAUGCAAAACAAACUUCAUUUUGAUCCAUAGUAAUCUUCCUUUGUUCAUCAAUAACUACUUAUGAAGAACAACCACCUUACCAGUUUACUAUUCCACCAAAUAACCAGAACCAAAUUUCCUUUCGCUGCACCAAAAAAAACAAGACAUUAUCAUUCAAAGUGGAGAGAUUCCCUCACGAAAGAGCUAGACUCCAUUGAUGAUCACAUACCUGAAGAAACCACCUCCUUCUGCAUUUACAAAGUUCCCCAAACCAUGCGCAGUGUAAGGCCUAAAGCCUUCAAACCCACAAUCAUAUCAAUCGGCCCUUACCAUUACGGCCUUCCGAACCUACAAUCCAUGGAGAAUCUCAAGAAGCAAGUCUUCCACCGCCUUUUCCAUGGAAACCGAGCAGCUUUAUUCGACGCCAUGGACGCCAUGGAAGAACUUGGAGUCGAAGCUCAGAAAUGCUACUCCGACUACAAUAAACACGAGUUGGAUAACGACGAAUUCAACAAGAUGAUGCUCAUCGACGGCUGCUUUCUCGUCGAGCUUCUUCGAGAAUCGGAGAAAUCCGGCUUCAAAACUGGGCCUUGUACUUGUAGUAUCAUCAACAGAUGGAUGUUGCCUAGUCUGCGGAGAGACCUGAUCAAGCUCGAAAACCAGUUCCCGAUGUUCGUUUUGAACCGCCUAUUCGAUCUCACCAGAUCAAUUUCGCGUUUCUCGACCGAUUGUUAUUCCAAUCUUUCCCUUCAAGAACUCACCAUUCGAUUCUUCAACCCGCUAUUGCAUGGAGCAUCCAAUACUUGUACGGAAGGCUCUACAAUACAUGGGGAAGAAUAUUCCGUCGCCACCGCCGGUGGGAAGCAUUUUCUGGAUGUAUUCAGGAACAGUUUGCUUCCCGGCGGUGGGUUGUCGGAGGACGUGAUUAGGCAAGGAAAGCAAAUGCAUAUGAUCCGGUCAAUAAGCGAGCUGAGGGAGGCCGGAGUGAAGAUCAAGAAGGACGAAAGUCGGAGACCGCUUGAGAUAACGUGGGGGAGGUCGUCGAUGACGAUGUGGCCGGUCGGAAAGACGUUGACUUUGGGGCCACUUUUUAUCGACGACCGGAGGGGGACUCUGUUUCGGAAUUUGGUAGCGUAUGAGAAAUGUCACCCGGAAUGUAAGCCGGACGUGACUACCUACUUGUUCUUCUUUGAUGGGCUUAUUAACUCCGCCGAGGACGUGGAAAUUUUGCAUCACUAUGAGGUUCUCCACCAUUCCUUGGGUAGCAAUAUGGAGGUGGCUAGAUUAGUAAACAACAUAUGCAAGGAGGUUGGUCGAGAUUCGGAGGAGUCGUAUUUGUAUAUACAAGUUACAGAGGCCAACAAGUAUUAUCGCAGUCUCUAUGCGCAAGUGAGGGCGGGACUGAUACGCCACUAUUUGAGCAGCUGGGUUGUGGGUAUUUCCACUAUGGCUGCCAUUUUUGCUCUCUACUUGACUUUCAUCCAGACAGCCUGUGAAAUUGCCUGUGCAAUGUCUCACUUGCGUGACAUUGAAUUCACCUACUUCUUGAAAGAGUCUAUUUGUCUUCCUCUUUCUGGUAAGCUAAGGACCUAUGAAAAUAUUCCCAAUAACACUACUACUGGCAAGGACCUAAGGUCCUAUGAAAAUAUUCCCAAUGACACUACUACUGGGAAGGACGGCGAAAUGAUAGCAACAGAAAUAAGUAGUGCUUUUAUGUAUUGGUGUCCAUAAGUGUGCAACCCCAAUAAAGUUUAAUCUUUUAUACAUAAUUCGUUCAGUAUCUGUU
Molecule: messenger RNA, 1895 nt
Organism: Ziziphus jujuba (common jujube)
Lineage: Eukaryota; Viridiplantae; Streptophyta; Magnoliopsida; Rosales; Rhamnaceae
Product: UPF0481 protein At3g47200
Exons: 2
Coding region: 191-1840 (549 amino acids)
Source: RefSeq, a predicted model, not a curated record